Monosiga brevicollis MX1 is the source of this 1266-nucleotide messenger RNA. RefSeq lists its product as uncharacterized. The coding region runs from base 1 to 1266 and encodes 421 amino acids. Gene Ontology annotation, molecular function: protein binding. The transcript has 4 exons. The record is from RefSeq and is a predicted model, not a curated record. Lineage: Eukaryota; Choanoflagellata; Craspedida; Salpingoecidae.
AUGGCAACACAGCUCCCGCCGUUGCCGCAGGCAUCACGGUCCGGGCCCGCGGGCGGCCUGGGCGGUGCUGCGUUUGCCGGAGCCGGCGCCACCGGUCGAUCUGUGACCGGAUCACGCCUUCUCAAUCGACGUCGCAUCUCUGCCGCCACCUCUCUCAACCCCAAGCGCCACACCCUGCGUACCGUCGCCGUUGAUAAUGACUUUGCCACCGCAACUAUCGCGCCCAUCCCCGUGGCCUAUGCCGAGUUUUUUCGCCUCAGUAGCUCCCAGAACAGCCUGGGGCUUGACUUUAGCGGCGACGAGCAGCUCCUGCACCUGACCACCCACGCUCUAGUCAAGAGCGAAGCAGCCCUUCGUCAACGCAAAUUCGACUCGGCUGUCGCCGCUCGCCAUCAGCUCGCACAAGCCUUUGCCAUGCGCGGCGCCUGGCAAGCUGCCCUGGAGCAGCACGAGCAUGCCGUCGCCGCAGCUCGCUUUGGCGACAGUCGUGCUGUGCUUGCUGAAUGCCUUCUUGAACUCGGCCAUUGUCAAGAAAAAAUUGGUGAGAUUCAGAAUGCGGUGGGGUCGUUGCGCGAGCUCGUUCAAAUGGCCACGGCCGACGUCGACCCCAGCGCCGCGCCAGCCGACGACGCUGCGCCCUCUUCCGAAGCACUUGAACGUUUGGCUGACAUUGCCAUUGCUGGGCAAAAGUCGCUCUGCCGGCUUUUGCUGGCACACAUCCAGCAAUUGUGGCACGAGGCAAAUCCCAAUGAUGCCGACGUUCAUGCCACCGUGGCCCGCAGCUUUGAGGAAGCCCUGGGUGCCGCCCGUGCUUGCAAUGACACCGCUAGCCAGCGUUGCGUGUAUCUUCGCCUCGGCGACUUUUACCAAGACAUCGCGCAACUCGACGCUGCCAUUGAGAACUAUUCACGUUGCCUUGAGCUGCUGAGUGAUGGCACGCCAGAUGGCUCAAGUCAAAUGUCUGCUUGUCUCGGACUCUCAAGCUGUUAUGAUCAACAACAACAAUACGAUAUGGCCGGGCAGUAUCUUGAGCGUCUGGUGGAGCUGAGCCGGCACCAGGGCUCGCAUCACAUGACCGCUGAGACGUGCAGUCGACUGGCCAGCUUGCACGCACGUUUGGGCAAGUUUGACCGAGCCUUGCUCUGGAACGAAGAGGCUCUGGGCGCUGCCACUCUAGUGCAGGACCAACCAGAGCUGGUGAACAAGAUUAAAGCCCGGUUCGCCGUAGCCCAAUCGCAAGCCAUGCUUGUCGACUUUAAGCGGUAA